This is a messenger RNA of Symsagittifera roscoffensis, 1285 nucleotides long. RefSeq lists its product as uncharacterized. Gene Ontology annotation, biological process: monoatomic ion transport. The record is from RefSeq and is a predicted model, not a curated record. Gene Ontology annotation, cellular component: membrane. NCBI's taxonomy places the organism in Eukaryota, Metazoa, Xenacoelomorpha, Acoela, Convolutidae.
AAAAGUUUCUGGUGGUGUGUAUUAUGAUGGUGGCAUUCUCUCUCGUGUCCACAACUAUAGUACUGAGACUGUACCACACAGAACCGCGACACAAAAUACCCUCCUGUAUCAAGCGGUUGAACGAGAAAGGAAUUCUCCGGGGUAUAUCCAAUUUUGUUGCCGCAACUUUCCGACUGCUCUUAUCUUGUCUGGGUUUUUACAACGGACAAACCUCUCCUGGACCUCAUCAACUCAAAAGUAGUCGGAGAAGUUCGGUGAAGUACAGUCGGCGAACGCCGAGCACCGACAGGUCGGGGCAGCUCCUGCUCGAGUCGAAGCUGUCCGCGGGAGUGUUCUGUCACCGGGAAGACUGCAAUGGUCUCGUGUCAACGGCAACCACGUAUAAGUGUGCAAGACCUGGUCUUGUUACGAUGGCUCAGGAUAGGAUAGGAAACGACUUUGACUCCUUCAAAGAAAACCCCUAUACCGCAAAUGACAGUGUUCCUAAUGGAGGAAUAUGCUCAAAGCAGACCAACGGAAAAACGAGCUUUGAAGGGGAACUAAAAAACGAAAAAGCUUCUACCAAUCACAGUUUUGGCAGGAAGAGUUCUGAAGGGACCACUGAGAGGACGCUGUUUCAGAGCGACAGCCUUGCAAACAACGAAGUUAGAUCGCACUCUCUGUCAGAAGCACUGGAUAAACUUCGCAUUUCACUCGAAAAACUGGACUCUCGAAAGCGCCCCUUGAAAACAGAUUGGAUGAAACUUGCCGAGACUAUAGACAAGAUCAUGGCUAUCACGUACAUCACUAUUUAUUCCAUGACUCUGACCUAUCUCGUUCUUGCUCUGAAACCUGCUAUCUAUUUGCCAUGAUUCAUCUUCACCGCCAUCCUAAUCGUCCUCAAAUAUCGCCUGUCGCCAUAUAUUUUUAUUGUAGACUUAUAUUCGUUUCAAUUAUUAGAGUUUCGCACCCAUAUCUUGCUAUUCAUUUUUAAAAAUGCGCGAGUGAAUAUUCACAUCAAUAUUACUCACCGCAAACUUUCAUAAUUGCUUGAAGCUAGGGCUGAUUCAGGGGGGACGCUCCAUUCCCCUUUGGUCGAUCAAAAAAAAGGUCGACAAAACCUUCUAAAACUUUUUUGAAAACUCGACCCUUCCUCGAUAAAAACCUAAAUCCGCCCCUGGCUGGAAGCAAACAUGUUCUAUAUAUUAGCUCUAUUCAAGUAGAUAUAAUUCGCUGUUGGGACAUAAGAAAAAUUGAAUACACACAUGAUAUUUUCCUAAAUAAUAAAUAAAUUUUUCUGUCAUCA